AAAAACCUCAUUUUUCACAUUUCCCGCCAAAACAAGACCCCUAAUUCCACUGAAAAAUUCAAUUCAAUCCAAUAUAAUCCAAUCCUCCUUUCCCACCUCUCUCAAAUUUCCUCUUGCUCCAUCUCUCCCAUCUUUGUAUCUCCCCACUUUCCAGAACACCCCAAUUUAAAACACAAAAGACCCAUUUUGUUUACAAACCCUAGCUUCAUAUUUCUUGAAUUUGAUGGAUACCCAUCUAAUAGUUAGCGGUGAGGAGCAAAACCCACCUCCAGAUUCACUUAGUUCACAGCAAACCCUUGAUGGGUAUUUGAUCAAAGUACCUCCUCCACCUACAGAAACCCUAGUUAAUGUGGACACCCCAUUUCCUGUCCCUGAUGAAUCCGUAAAUAUUGAAGAAAAUGGAAAGGAGGAAGAAGCUCUUCUGUGUCCUUCGCCGAUUAAUACGUAUUCUGGGUAUUUAUUUGAUGAUACGAAGCCCUUGAGUUCUUGUUUUUCGACUAAGAAGUCGAGGUCUUGUUCUCCGGUUUUCUUUGAUGAUAAGGCGCCUAUGGUGGGUGCAGGGCUGACAAAUUUGGGAAACACUUGUUUUCUUAAUGCGAUUGUGCAAUGCUUUACGCAUACUGUAAGGCUUAUUGAGGGUCUUCGGUCUUUUGAUCAUGUUAUGCCUUGCGAUCGUAAUGUUGAUGGAUUCUGUUUGCUGUGUUCAUUUCGUGCCCAUGUUGAAUAUUCUUUGGCUUCUGUAGAGAGAGUUAUAUCCCCUUGGAAAUUUGUGGACAACUUGAGUUAUUUUUCAUCUGAUUUCCAGAAGUAUCAGCAAGAAGAUGCACAUGAAUUCCUGCAAUGCUUUCUUGAUAGACUCGAGAGCUCUUGUAGUGAUUUGAAGUCAAAGGAGACCACUUUGUGUGCAAAUAAUGAUAACUUUGUCAAACAGGUUUUUGGUGGCCGCCUUGUAAGCAAGCUGAAAUGUUGCAAUUGUGACCACAUAUCUGACACUUAUGAGCCUUCCAUUGAUUUGAGCCUGGAGAUUAAAGACGUAACUACCCUCCAGGAUGCUCUUGAAUCAUUUACAAAGCUUGAAAAGAUAGAAGAUCCAGAUACAAAGUUUAUGUGUGAAAAUUGCAAGGAAGAAGUGUCAAUUGAGAAGCAGCUUAUACUAGAGGAGGCUCCUUCAGUUGCUUCUUUCCACUUAAAGAGAUUCGAGAAUGAUGGCUCAUAUGUUGAGAAAAUUGACAAGCAUGUAAAGUUCCCGCUGGAACUGGACUUGCAACCCUACACUAGCAGUCAAAACAGUGAUGCUGAACUGAAGUAUGAACUAUAUGCAAUUGUGGUGCAUAUCGGAUUCUCUGCUACUUCAGGGCAUUACUACUCUUUCAUUCGUUCUGCCCCAGACACUUGGUACAAGUUUGAUGACUCAAGGGUUGUUCGGGUUCGAGAAGAAUUUGUUCUUUCACAAAGCGCUUAUAUAUUAUUUUAUGCAAAGCAGGGGACCCCCUAUUUUUCGAGUUACUUGGAAACUAUAAAACCCUUCUUAGAUCCACAUGGUUACGAAACAUCACCCAAGUCGGUCUUAGAUGAUGUAGACAUCCAUAUGUCAUCUCCCAAUAUUGCAACUACUUGUAAUGAUAAAGUCAAUGAAAGCAGUAAUACUGCUCAUGAAAAUGAGUAUGCCAGUGUAUCAAAAGAUGACCAGGGUGUUGGUGUUACAUACAAAAAUGAGGUUCAUGAAAUGAGUGGGGUCAAUUAUGCCAUUGAUGAGAGCAGUGACAAAGAUGAUAGACUUGGAGUGGACACCACAUUGCAACCUGGAACAAGUAUUCCAAUGAAGGAUAACGGUAAUGGAAUGAAAGUGUUUUCACCAUCAGUUCUUCAAGAGUAUGAUGCUACAAGCAAUGCUGAUAACCCUCCUCAAACGCCACCAAGAUCAUCAAGCCCAGAUAUUUACAAAGAUGAAUCACCAGAAUUUAAGUUAUACAUCCAGCCUAGUCAUCGGAAGCUAGUAAACCAAGUCUCUAACAAAAAGCAAUUAAAAAAAGAGGUGGAGAGUGCUGAAUCUUUACAGGCACGCAGAUUGUUGAAAACAAUGCCAGGCGGAAGGGGAAAGUCAUUGUUGGCUGCCAUGGCAGGGCAAUUUAGUGAAGAUGCACAGAGAAAUAAAAAGAGAAAAAGAAUGCAGGUGACUCCAAAUAAAUAUGACAGUCCUUCAACAACUCAAAGAAAGGAUGGCCUUCGUUCUCUAGCGCGGCCAUUGGCUGCUGCAUAUUCCCGUUGAUUAGUUGCUGUUGUGGAUAAAUAUACAUGUCUCGUUCAGCUUGCGUAGAUGAUAUUAGAAUUUCCAUGAGAAACUCUCGUAUAACCAAAUCUUUCGAGAUACACUGUUUUAUUUUGUUCCUUCAGUUGGGAAAUAAUUGAGUAGCUUAGUUUGUUUUGUCGCAGUAGUCUUCUGGGAUGUGGCUGUUAUUGGUUUUUAGAAGUUGAAGCUUUAGAUGAUAACUAAGAUGAUAUCCUCCUUUUUGCAAAUAUUGAACUUGUUAUUUUGAGGAAAUGAAAUUCUAGUAGGCUUAUCUUGGCUGA
Molecule: messenger RNA, 2571 nt
Organism: Daucus carota subsp. sativus
Lineage: Eukaryota; Viridiplantae; Streptophyta; Magnoliopsida; Apiales; Apiaceae
Product: ubiquitin carboxyl-terminal hydrolase 20
Exons: 8
Coding region: 224-2269 (681 amino acids)
Biological process (GO): protein deubiquitination
Cellular component (GO): cytosol; nucleus
Molecular function (GO): cysteine-type deubiquitinase activity
Source: RefSeq, a predicted model, not a curated record